UGUUUACAUGGCCACCCGGAAGCUGGGGACCCUGUGAGGAACGGGAGACUUGUUGCUUUGCGGAGUGGUAGUGGGGGGCGGGGAAAUCCCUUUAUAAAUAACCGCUGGGCUCUGAGAAAGAGAAUGCAGUUCACGGUGAAUAUCAAACUUUCGCCCAGGACUUUAACGGGAACUUUGAACGUCCAGAACAGAGGGGCAGUGGACUGGGGUUGGCAAGGUUUAAUUGCCCAUGGUUGUCAUUCACUUGUAUUGAUAAUUGAUCCAAGCACAUCGCAAACAAUUCAGGUUCUGGAACGGCACAAAGCAAAUGUUGUGAAGGUAAAGUGGGCUAGAGAAAACUACCACCACAGUAUUGGCUCUCCAUAUUCCCUGCGCUUGGCAUCUGCAGAUACUGUAGGAAAGAUCAUAGUUUGGGAUGUGGCUACAGGAGCAGCAAGAUGUGAGAUUCAGGAAUACACCAAACCCAUUCAAGACAUGGAGUGGCUAUGGAAUCAGGAUGCCUCUCGAGACCUCCUAUUAGCGAUUCAUCCACCAAACUACAUCGUUCUUUGGAAUGCAGAUACAGGCACCAAAUUGUGGAAGAAAAGCUAUGCAGAAAACAUACUUUCCUUUUCGUUUGAUCCUUUUGAGCUAUCAAAUCUAACUUUGCUGACCAGUGAGGGUAUAGUGUUUGUCUCAGAUUUUUCACCAUCCAAACCUCCCAGCAGUUCGGGGAAGAAGGUUUACAUAUCAAGCCCUCAUUCAAGUCCUGCCCAUAUAAAACCAGCAGCCACUGGUGCCAAGAAAGCCUUAAACAGGGUGAAAAUCCUCAUCACUAAUGAAAAACCCAAUGCAGAGUCGGUAACUUUGAAUGACUGCCUGCAGCUGUCCUAUUUGCCAUCUAAGAGGAACCAUAUGUUGCUGCUAUAUCCCAGAGAAAUCCUGAUCCUUGACUUGGAAGUAAACCAAACAGUAGGCAUAGUUGCUAUUGAAAGAACAGGAGCUCCAUUUCUACAGGUCAUUCCUUGCCGUCAGCGGGAUGCUUUAUUCUGUCUUCAUGAAAAUGGCUGUAUUACACUAAGAAUCCGUCGAGCAAAUUCCAGUUCACUGGCUCUCUGCUGUGAAGAGCAGGAUCCAGAUCAGCCUGUUCAGGAGCUUACCUACGAUCUGCGAUGUCAGUGUGACGCAAUCCGAGUCACUAAGACAGUUCGCCCUUUUAACAUGGUGUGCUGUCCUGUCAAUGAAAAUUCUGCUGCUUUGAUUGUCAGUGAUGGCAGAGUGAUGUUGUGGGAGUUGAAAUCCAACUUACUGGGGCCAAAACCUUAUUACAGCUACUCAGGUUCCACAGUCUCUCCUUUGUAUUGUCCAGUUUCAUUUUGUGGAAUUCCAGUGGGCACCCAACAGAAGAAACUUCCAGAUCUCUCCUUGGAUAACAUGAUAGGACAGAGUAUAGCAGUAAGUGAAGAACAGCUGAGUGUUCCAUACCAACAGGAGGUUCAACUGAAGUUCCUGCUGACUGGCUUGUUGUCAGGUCUCCCACUGCCACCUUUUGUCAUACGGAUGUGUCCACCGCUCACUACCAAGAACAUAAAGAACUACCAACCUUUACUGGCUGUGGGUACUAGCAACGGAUCUGUGUUGGUUUAUCACCUUGCUAGCGGAUUGAUACACAAGGAAUUAAGCAUUCAUUCCUGCGAAGUCAAGGGCAUUGAAUGGGCAAGCCUGACCAGUUUCCUUUCUUUUGCCACCUCAACACCGAACAACCUGGGUUUGGUGCGGAAUGAACUACAGCUGGUUGAUCUACCAACAGGCAGAAGUAUUGCAUUUAGAGGUGAACGAGGCAAUGACGAACCACCAAUAGAAAUGAUUAAAGUGUCCCAUUUGAAGCAGUUCUUGGCUGUGGUGUUCAAAGACAAACCUUUGGAACUGUGGGAUAUUAGAACCUGUACGCUGCUUCGUGAAAUGACAAAAAACUUUCCUUCUGUAACUGCAUUGGAAUGGUCUCCUACUCACAACCUGCGGAGUCUGCGCAGAAAGCAGCUGGCAGUACGAGAAGCCAUGGCCAGACAAACUGUUGGCUCUGAUGCAGAAGCCAGUAACAUUGAGUCGCCUAUGAUCAGGAAUGAUGCUGUCACUGUGUAUCUUUUUAAUUUGCUGCAGGAGGCAGAAAGUAAAGCUGAAAUUAGCCAUAACAUUUCUGCACGUGAGCACUUUAUAUUUACUGACAAUGAUGGACAGGUCUUCCAUCUCACUGUCGAAGGAAACUUGGUGAAGGACGGGGCCAGAAUUCCUCCAGAUGGAAGCAUGGGAACCAUUACAUGCCUUGCAUGGAAAGCAGACUUCCUGAUACUAGGAGACAUUGAUGGGAAUGUGAACUUCUGGGAUUUAAAAGCUAGACUUUCAAGAGGAAUUCCUACUCAUCGUGGCUGGGUAAAGAAGAUCCGCUUUGCUCCUGGAAAGGGAAACCUGAAGCUGUUGAUGAUGUUUAAUGAUGGGGCUGAAGUCUGGGAUACUUUGGAGGUUCAGAUGGUAAGCAGCAUGAGAACUGGCCGGAAUGUCAACUACAGGAUUCUUGAUGUAGAUUGGUGCAGUUCUGAUAAAGUGGUUCUGGCUUCAGACGAUGGCUGUAUCCGGGUCCUGGAAAUUGCAAUGAAAUCUGCAAGUUACAGAAUAGAUGAGCAGGAUUUAACAGAUCUUCUUUGGUGUCCAUACCUCCUACUCCCCAGAUCUUGUCUUGUAUUGAAAGCUUUCCUGUUGCAUCAACCAUGGAAUGGACAAUAUUCCCUGGAUAUUAUGCAGAUUCAUUAUUCAGAAAGUGAAGAAGUAAAAUUACUUAUGCUGGAGCAAUUGAACUCUAUAUCAAAUGACAUCCAGUGUCGUCUUUUAGAUCCAGAGUUCCAACUGCUGCAGAGAUGCUCUCUAGUAGCAAGACUUUUUGGUGAUGAGUCAGAACUGCAAUUCUGGACUGUUGCUGCUCAUUAUUUGUACAGCUUCUCAAAAGGCAAAGAGCUGGCUCCACCAAAUGCAGUUCAAGAGAACCAAUCAAGCCCACUGGAUAUUUGCUAUGACAUACUCUGUGAAAAUUCCUACUUCCAGAGAUCACAGAUUGAACGAGUUAACCUGCAAGAGGCAAAAAGAACAACCUAUGAUCACACAAGGAAAUGUGCAGACCAGUUGCUUUUAUUAGGCCAGACGGACAGAGCCGUACAGCUGCUUUUGGAAACAAGUGCAGAGAAUCCAAGCUAUUACUGUGACUCAUUGAAAGCUUGUCUAGUUACUACCAUUACCUCUUCGGGUCCUUCCCAGAGCACCAUAAAACUGGUAGCUACAAAUAUGAUAGCGAAUGGAAAGCUAGCAGAAGGAGUCCAGCUGCUUUGUCUGAUAGAUAAAGCUGAGGAUGCUUGUCGAUAUUUACAGACUUAUGGAGAGUGGAAUCGAGCCGCAUGGCUUGCAAAGGUGCGUCUAAACACAGAGGAGUGUGCAGAAGUACUGAAACGCUGGGUAGAUCAUCUUUGUUCAUCUCAGGUAAACCAGAAGUCAAAGGCUAUCCUAGUCCUCCUUUCAUUGGGCUGCUUUAGCAAAGUUGCAGAAAUGCUACACAGCAUGCGAUAUUUUGACAGAGCUGCACUGUUCUUGGAAGCUUGUCUCAGCUAUGGGGUUAUUGAAGUAAAUGAAAAUACAAAGAAAUUUUGCAAUGCUGUAUAUGCAGAUUAUGCAAGGUACUUAAAGAUGCUGAAUUUACAGGAAGGGGCAAUUCUCUUUGCCACAAAAGCAGGUGAUGCAGGAGCUGAACUGCUUAAAGACCUGCAGCAGAGCAAAGAAGAUAAACCUGUUUCAUGACUUGUAAAUGUUAACUGUUGAAAUUAUAGUGGCCCUCCACAGUUUCAAAGGUUAAUUGAACCAGUUGGUGACUAAAGUAUAGCACUUUGAAUGUUGUGUUGCAGUCUCCAGUUGUGCAGUCUGAAUAAAAUACAUUCCAAUUGUUACGCCACAGUGAAAAUCAGCAAAAAAAAACUUGUAUGAUAUUAUUUCACUGUAACGCUUUCUGGUAUGUCUAGACUUUUGAUACAGUGCAGAUCUUCCUUCUUUUCUGUAUAACUCCCACAUUAAUGAAAUAUGUGGAUAAAGCCCCUCUAUUAUAUAACCUUGGCUGUAAUAUUUUUUAAGCAAAAACUUCAGACAAGGAAAAUUGUCUAUACGGUUGUCUCUGACAGGAUUUAUUUUAAAAGCUAAAAAGACUUUUAUUUCUGUAAUUAGGCAAGAUGUGGACAUACUCUGUGAUUAGAAAAUGUUUUUUGGGUAUAAUUGCACUUAAGCCUCCUUACUGUUUAGUGAUGCACAAGUAAUUGUGUUUGUUGCCUGAAAAACUAGAUUUAUUCAAAUAUGUAAUGUGUAUAAAUGAUUUAUAAAAUGAGGUACAAAACAUUACAGUCACACUUUGUAUAUAAUUCAAUGUAUUAAAGACAUAAAACAGAAA
Messenger RNA from Carcharodon carcharias (great white shark), 4456 nucleotides. It is a transcript of the gene wdr11, whose product is annotated as WD repeat domain 11. The record is from RefSeq and is a predicted model, not a curated record. The coding region runs from base 124 to 3819 and encodes 1231 amino acids. NCBI's taxonomy places the organism in Eukaryota, Metazoa, Chordata, Chondrichthyes, Lamniformes, Lamnidae. Gene Ontology annotation, cellular component: cytoplasm. The transcript is spliced from 30 exons. Gene Ontology annotation, molecular function: protein binding.